AUGAGUUUUUUGAACCCUCUGGUAAUCACACAUGCGGUUAAACUUCCGCCGGCGGCUACCACCGUACCAGCAUCACUCGUUCAGCCACAGGUAAUUUCAGCACAAUUAGGGCUAUUGAGUAAUGCGCUGAAAUCCGACCAACCAGUAUCAGAACUCGCAGAUAUCCUCAAGCUCGCCAACCCAGCGGCGCCUGGUGCUCCAUUAGAGGAUGUAGAGGCUAUUUCCAACAAGGGACUCUUGUCCGGGCUGCUUAACCCCGGCGGCUUGUUAUCCACGUUAACGAAACCGACCGCUAUUCCAGAAAAAUUGGCGGCUGUGACCAAUGUUCUGAAGACGGGAAGCCCAUUAGAUGAUGCUGCAAAGCUUCUAGGUGCGGGUGCAUUGCCAGUACCAGCUUCUCAGGCCGUCUCCACCGCGCUAUCAACUAUAACCGGCGCACUCUCAACAAACAACUUGAUCUCCGGAUCCGAGAUAGGUGACAGUGGGAGCCUUCCGAGUCUCAUCCCGAAUGCUGUAUCUGGGGCGCUCUCUACGGUGACCAAUGCCUUGAAAUCCGGCAAUCUGAUUCCUGGUCUUCUAAAAGGGUCUCUAGGUGGCUUAGCUAACGUCCCACCUUUACCGAUACUAUCUGAUAUCAUCCCGGGGGUGGGUGACAAUAAGGGUCUGGCGAACUUGUCUCCGGACUUAUUAUCCGAAGCUGUGGGUACAGUGACGAAUGCGCUGAAGUCUGGGGACUUAAUUCCCACAGAUCACAAAGGUCCCGAAGGAUUACCGCUUCCAUUGCCGGAUCAAGUCACCGAUGCUCUCUCUGCGAUUACGAGUGCGCUUCAUAAAAACGAUUUGCUUGCAGAUGUCACCAAACUACCCGCCACGAUCCUACCCAUACCGUUGGCACAAACAGUCUCCGAAACACUCGAAACUAUUACCACUGCCUUGGCCUCUGCUUUAAGCUCCGCUGAUGCCAAAAACUUAUCUAGUGCCAGUGGUUUGCCGAAUCCUCUAACUAAUGUCAUAUCAGAGACUCUCGAUACGGUGUCUGCGUUACCAUCUGAGCUAGCGGAGACCGUCAAGAGUGCCUUAGGGAAGAUAUCCGACACUCUGAGGUCUAGUGAUCAGCUUUUAGAUGCAGUUGGUCUUCCGCAGUCCGCUUUGCUAGCACCUGUUACUUCUACUGUCGCCGACACACUUGACGCGGUUGCUUCCCUCCCACCACCAGUCGCAGACGCCAUCUCUGGGAUUAUAGACUCUGUCGCAGAUGCUGUAAGAAGUGGUGAUAUAAAGAGCACCGGACCUAGGGCAACCAAGCCACCUAAGUCAGUUACUUUUGAAGUCCCUGACGCAGAUAAUUCAACCAAUGCAAAUCCGGUGCCGGAUGGCCACAAAGGGAAGCGGAUUAUCAUCUGCUGUGAUGGAACGUGGCAGGACUCUGAUGCCGGUGAUGCGGGAUUUCCAACUAAUGUCACACGCUUCGCUCGCGCUCUAAAAAGUGUGAGUGAUAGCGGAGUAGCCCAGAUAAUUUACUAUCAGAGUGGGGUUGGUAGCGCGUAUGCAUCAAAGCUUGGAAGGCUUAUAGCGGGGGGUACUGGGCUUGGCCUCUCAGAACAUGUCCGAGAAGCGUUUGUAUUCAUCAGCAAUAACUACCAUGUUGGAGAUGAAAUCCACAUCGUUGGGUUUUCUCGGGGCGCAUUUACCGCGAGGUCUAUUGCUGGACUCAUGGGAAGGAUCGGCGUACUCACAAGACGAGGGAUGGAAAAUUUUGGCAAAAUAUACGAGGACUACAUCAACUUUAAACUGAGAGACGAUGCAUGGAUCGACAAGCAGGGAUGGGAAAGGAUUAAAGGCGUUUCCAUUAAAACAAUCGGAUGCUGGGAUACUGUCGGGGCACUUGGGAUACCGACAAGCCCUGUCAUUGAGAAAUGCAAAUGCAACGACAAGUAUAAGUUCCACGACACUGAUUUAACAGCUUUUACUGAAAAUGCCUUCCACGCCCUUGCACUUGAUGAGCACAGAAUGCCAUUCACACCAACCCUAUGGCGAUUGCCCAACCUGACAGAAAGGCACGCAGAUAUAGUACCCAAUCUGAAGCAGGUGUGGUUUCCAGGCGUUCAUACCAAUAUCGGUGGAGGCUACAAGGACCAAGAAUUAUCCGAUCUCACUCUUGUCUGGAUGAUUGAACAAUUCAUUCCUUUCCUGGGAUUCGACCUUAACUAUGUCAAGUCUCUCAGGGAAGUGUCCAGCAGCAGCGACUGGGCUUCCGGCGCGAUUCCUAAUUCCUUCGUCGGCGUAAUGAAAGUCACAACAAGCAAAGUCAGGACGCCUGGCGGCUACUUUGGAGAUCCACCCAAAUCACCUCUAAAGCGGGCAAUGACGUUUGGAGCAGGGGUUUUUGGUCAACGCGGGGUCAGAAGUGUCACAAAUGAGGAGAUUCACCCAAGUGUCCGAGGGCGCAUGGUUGCAAGCAACGGUGAAUGGUGCAGCCGUGCGUUAUUUGGGUGGUCAUGUGACAAAAAGAUUGUGCAAACAGCUACCGGGCCGGCUGAGAAAUGGGUCUGGACAAAUCCCAAUAAUGGAACUGAGCUUCUUGAGUCAGAUAUGGGGGAACAUGAGAAAGUACUAGCGGGAACGGAAGUUGUAGCGAAGUUGGCUUCAUUGGUGACUGUACCAUUGAGAAAGAGUAAGGGUGCAGGGAUGGAUAAAGUUCCCGUUGAUAGCAAAUGGGCAGAGAGAAUCAAGUGA
Molecule: messenger RNA, 2736 nt
Organism: Orbilia oligospora ATCC 24927
Lineage: Eukaryota; Fungi; Ascomycota; Orbiliomycetes; Orbiliales; Orbiliaceae
Exons: 5
Coding region: 1-2736 (911 amino acids)
Source: RefSeq, a predicted model, not a curated record